Molecule: messenger RNA, 5457 nt
Organism: Acinonyx jubatus (cheetah)
Lineage: Eukaryota; Metazoa; Chordata; Mammalia; Carnivora; Felidae
Gene: GALC
Product: galactosylceramidase
Exons: 17
Coding region: 1981-3690 (569 amino acids)
Biological process (GO): galactosylceramide catabolic process
Cellular component (GO): lysosome
Molecular function (GO): galactosylceramidase activity
Source: RefSeq, a predicted model, not a curated record
CAGGCUCCCUCUGACUCAGAGCCUCCCAUAUUCUGUGGCCUAUGCCACUGCAACAAACAGUACCAUAAAAGAUGCUAAAUAAAUGUUUGCCGAACAAGAGAAUAAAUGGGGAUAUGAGCUUGAGUAAGACAUAGUCCCUGUCCUCCAGGAACUCAGAGGGGAGACAAAGAAGUAUGGCAGUGAGUAGGGGGCCGGGGUUAGGAGAGUUAAGGUAGAGAUGUAGACCUGAAGCCAGAGACACACCUACAUCAAAUCAGUGUGGAGGGGUGGAGAGGGGCCUUCCCUGAGGAGGAUGAAUGGAAUUGGCUGAAUGAGGGUGUGGAAUGCAUCCCAGACAGAAGAAAGAGAAGUGGUUUGAUCUAUCUAGAUAGUAGGCAUGAGAGUGGUGCUGGGUAAGGUGUCCAGAGUUACGAUCCAAAUAAUUAAAGGAUCUGGGUAUAAAACUGAGAAUUUGAACUUGAUCCUGAAAGCUCUUGGUGGAGGGGAGGUCUUGGCAGGUUUAAACAGUGUACUUUCGUGGUUAGAUUUGCAUUUUGGGAAGAUUAUUCUGGCAAGUAGUGUGGAAGCUAGAAUACAGGGAGGCAGACAGGAGGCCCGGAGAACCUUUAGGCUGUUGUAAUGAUUGAGGACAGCCUGGAUGAAGGAAAUAGGGUUGAAGUCAGGGGUUGGAUUGGAGAGUAUUAAGGAGGUCUUGGUGACUGAAGAUGGUUGGGAAGUUGGUGAAAGGUAGCCCUGAGUUUAUGGUUCUUUACUAAGAUAACAAAUGCAGGAGAAGGAACAGACUAAGGGAAAAGCACUAUGUUUGGUUGGGGAUGUGUUGAAGUUGAAGUGAAUAGAGGGUAGCUCCAUGGGUCUGCGUCUCAGUGGCAGGGGCUGGGGAGAUUGUGGGUGUGAGGGAGAUCGAUUAAAAGAGCCACUAGAGUGUCAGUGGUAACACACAUGAGAGUAGGAAAACAGAACAUUGAGUAUAAAAGCAUCUUGCCCUUGGUGUCAGUGGUUUGAACCUAGAGCCUGUCUGGCUUCUAAGCCUAGGGACAUGCCACUAGUUCAUGUUAAAACUUAUUUCUUUUAUUCCCCUUAUGUAUAUUGCUCCCCAAAAGAUACAUUAUUGGUCCACUACUGGUUUUGUGAGUUCUUUGUUGAAGCAGUCAUUGCCCAUGGGUUAGAUGUGAUCGUGUUCAUCCCUGCAUCCUCCACCCCUAUCUUUCCAUACAUUCUGAUACCAGUCUUGUGUGAGGUUUCCUUAGUAUACCUUGGCCUGGGGAUCAUUGUGUGAUCAUUCUUUUUUUUUUGUGUGUGUGUGAUCAUUCUUAAUAGGCACGCCACUUAUAAAUCUCCGGUAAAGAUGGGAGAGUAUUGGUUCCUUUCAGCAUUGCUGCUUAAUUUCCUGCAAGAUGUUGAAGGGAAAGGAUUACUUGUUAUUCAUCCUUUCCAUGAUCCCAGGGUUGUGGGAUCAAGACCUGCACUGGACUCCAUGCUGGGGCUGCAGCCUGCUUAAGAUUCUCCCUCCCCACCCCCCCGACUCUGCCCCUCUGUCCUGCUUGCAUGUACUGUCUCAUUCUCUUUCUCUCUCUCAAGCCAAUAAACAAACAAAUAAAUAAAUGAUAGAGAACCUAAGUUUCUAAGUUUCAUUUCUUCUAAUAAUCACUCUCUGAGUUAAGUUCCUCGCGACAAAUUUGUAAUCACGAGGUUCCUCAUAGAAUUAACUUACCUUCCGGCAAACCUGCAUCUCAACAGAAGAGAAACAUGCCGUGGCUUCGAACCUGUGUUUUAGCUGUUGGACAAACAACAGCCUUAUUCGCCUAGCGAUGGGCAAAAUAAAGGCAGGCAACCUCCCGACUUCUAGUAAAUUACCCGGAGCCCUAUCGUUCUCAAAUAUUGGAUUAUCUCUUUAAGCCAAACUUCGGUGCCUCUUUGCAUAUUCUAAAAGUGGAGAUAGGUGGUGAUGGGCAGACUACAGAUGGUACUGAACCCUCCCACAUGCACUAUGCAUUAGAUGAGAAUUAUUUCCGAGGAUAUGAGUGGUGGUUAAUGAAGGAAGCUAAGAAGCGGAACCCUAAUAUUAUACUCAUGGGGUUGCCAUGGUCAUUCCCUGGAUGGCUGGGGAAAGGUUUCAACUGGCCUUAUGUAAACCUUCAGCUGACUGCCUACUACGUCAUGACCUGGAUUGUGGGCGCCAAGCAUUAUCAUGAUUUGGACAUUGAUUAUAUUGGGAUUUGGAAUGAGAGGUCAUUUGACAUCAAUUAUAUCAAGGUGUUAAGAAGGAUGCUGAACUAUCAAGGUCUCCAUCGAGUGAAAAUCAUAGCAAGUGACAAUCUCUGGGAACCCAUUUCUGCUUCUAUGUUGCUCGACACUGAGCUCUUGAAUGUGAUUGAUGUUAUAGGAGCUCAUUAUCCUGGGACCCGAACGGUGAGGGAUGCGAAGUUGACCAAGAAGAAGCUUUGGUCUUCUGAGGAUUUUAGCACUUUAAAUAACGAUGUGGGUGCAGGCUGCUUGGGUCGCAUAUUGAAUCAGAAUUACAUCAAUGGCUACAUGACUGCCACAAUUGCUUGGAAUUUGGUGGCGAGUUACUAUGAACAGUUGCCUUAUGGACGAUGUGGGUUGAUGACUGCUCAGGAGCCGUGGAGCGGGCACUAUGCUGUAGAACCCCCCAUCUGGGUCACAGCCCAUACCACUCAGUUUACUCAGCCAGGUUGGUAUUACCUGAAGACAGUUGGUCACUUAGAGAAAGGAGGAAGCUACGUGGCUCUGACUGAUGGCUUAGGUAACCUCACCAUCAUCGUUGAAACUAUGAGCCAUAAACAUUCUAGGUGUAUACGGCCGUUUCUGCCUUAUUUCAAUGUGUCGCACCAGUUUGCUACCUUCCUUCUAAAGGGCUCUUUUAGUGAAAUACCAGAGCUACAGGUGUGGUAUACCAGACUUGGAAAACCAUCGAAGAGAUUUCUUUUUAAACAACUGGAUUCUCUAUGGCUUCUCGACAGCGGUGGUGCUUUCACGCUGGAGCUGCAGGAAGACGAGCUCUUCACCCUCACCACUCUCACCACCGGGGGCAAGGGCAGCUGCCCGCCGCCUCCAGAGUCCCAGCCUUUCCCGCAGGUGUAUGAUGAUGAUUUCGAUGUUGAUUACCCGUUUUUUAGUGAAGCUCCGAAUUUUGCAGAUCAGACUGGUGUCUUUGAAUACUUUACGAAUAUCGAAGACCCUGGAGAGCAUCGCUUCACGCUGCGCCAAGUUCUCAAUCAGCGGCCCAUUACCUGGGCCGCUGAUGCGUACAACACUAUCAGUGUUAUAGGAGAUUACAAAUGGUCCAACCUGACUGUGAGGUGUGAUGUUUACAUAGAGACUCCUGAGAAGGGAGGCGUGUUCAUUGCGGGAAGAGUAAAUAAAGGUGGUAUCUUGAUUAGAAGCGCUAGAGGAGUUUUCUUCUGGAUUUUUGCAAAUGGAACCUACAAAGUUACAGGUGACCUAGCUGGAUGGAUCAUAUAUGCUUUAGGACAUGUUGACGUUACAGCGAAAAGAUGGUAUACGCUCACAUUAAUUAUUAAGGGCCGUUUCUCCUCUGGCACGUUGAAUGGCAAGUCUGUCUGGAAGAAUAUCCCUGUGAGUUUCCCGAAGAAUGGCUGGGCUGCGAUUGGAACUCACUCUUUUGAAUUUGCACAGUUUGACAACUUUCAUGUGGAAGCCACAAGCUAAUAUUCACAGAGCACCAUAGAACACUCCUUGGAUUUUCUUUCUUUCUUUUUGGUUUUGGUUCAGAGCCAAUUCUUGCCUUGAUGGAUCAAUACAUGAGCCUCUCGGAGACUAAAAAUAGUGAAGAGUAAAUGGGGAGAGAAAUAUAUUUUUGCUUGAUCUUCUGGAAGAUAUUUUUAAAACUAAUGCCGAGGGGAGACACGUGAAUCGGUAACAUUACCCGAUAUGGCCCCUAAAGUUCAAGCUGUACAGGGGUCCUGUUGUUAGGGGUGGUUUGGGUGGUUCACACCUUGAAGCCUUGGCUUUAAUGCUGAGCUCGCUUUCUUCAUCUUGUGUGCAAGGGCUCGUGCAGAGGGCAGUGACUUGAUCUUCACAGAGGUGGACUGUGUGUCUGACUGAGCUGAGGACCUCGUCUGGAGGUAAUGCCGCCCCAGAAGGAGCUGAAGAACACUGGAAGUGCUGCUUUUUGAAAACCACUUCAACAUGUUAAUCUUACACUCUAUGAAGAGUAUUUUUUCUUUUCCUUUUUACAGUGAUGCUUUUGAAUUAUAGAUGAGUGGAUGAUUUGAAAAAUGCCUCAUUAAUAAACUACCUCUAAAGCUACUUCUGCAGUAAUAAAUAUGAGCAGAUUAAUUGGGUUAUCUGCAGUUUUUAAGUCUUUUAGAUCCAGCUUUUAGUUGUGUAACCCUUAAAACUCUCUGAGAACAUCUUCCCAGAUGGCUGGAAGGAAGAAGAGAAUCCCACCUAGCCAGUGCUGCACGUGGCUCUCAAGAUGAUAUUGUAGCAGUUUUCUUGUGUCUUAUCUCAUUGUGCCUUUCGUGGUCUGUCUUGUGUGUCACUGAUGACAGACUAAAACAGCUAACGAAUUAUUUUGUCUUUGCUCUCGGAAGAAGGGGAACACUAAGCUUCUGCUGGUACAUAGAAUUGGUUCAUUCUCUAAUAUUGUGUGAUUCGAUGCAUUUAUUUCAUUAAAGUACAAAUGUGUUUGUAUUUAAGUAUGGGGAGCAUAUUUCUCAUGCAGUGUAAUUGAUAUCUAAGCAUUAAUAGACAUCCUAGAAACAACUCACAUCAUUCAUGUCGAUAAAGUAAAUUCUAGAAUUCUUUUAUAAUGAAAGUUCAGAGCUUCACUGGACUAAUUCUGCAAUUUUGGAAUUUGUAAUAGUUCAACAUAGGUGAAAUUAACAAAGUUGUGUAUUUCUAUUAUAAUAAGACAAGAAGGUAAAUAUUAGAAUAAAUCAGAUUACAGAGAAAAAUUUUAAAUUAAAACCAAGUCUUAAGUGAUUUCCAUUCCGGUCUCUACGUAUGUUUUUAAGUUAACUUUAUUGUGGCAGAAUUCACAUACGAUAAAAUGUUCUCAUUUUAAGUGCACAGUUCAGUGAGCCUUGGUAGGUGGAAAUACCCACAAAACCAACACCCCAACUAAGAUGUGGAACAUUUCUGUUACCCCCAGAAAGUUCUCAUGUGCACCUAUCGUAAUUUCCUCUCACCCGCACCCGUCUCAGGCAACCAUUGAUCUGAUUUCUAUUGAUGCUGAUAAAUUUUCCUUGUUCUAAAACGUUAUAAAAGUGGCAUCAUCCACUAUGUAGUCCUUGCUGAAUGGUUUCUUUCAUGCAGCAGGAUGCUUUGAGAUUUGUCUAUGUUGCUGUUUAUAUCAACGGUUUGCUCCUUAUGUCAAAGAAUAUUCCAUUGUAUGGUUCUGCGACCGUUUGUCAUCCCCUUCUCCCACUUUCUGGUGUUGCAAAUAAACCUGUCACGAACAUUUGUGUACGA